Messenger RNA from Blastomyces dermatitidis ER-3, 1684 nucleotides. RefSeq lists its product as uncharacterized. The transcript has 2 exons. The record is from RefSeq and is a predicted model, not a curated record. Lineage: Eukaryota; Fungi; Ascomycota; Eurotiomycetes; Onygenales; Ajellomycetaceae. Bases 657 to 1214 code for a protein of 185 amino acids.
GAGGAGUAAGCGAGUCCUCCAUAUCUCGCCGAGAUAUCGUCCGGGUUCCGUGCUUCCACUCUACUGCGGACAAGGCUCUGAGCUUACACUUCAUAACAAACCUGUCGAUGUUUUUUUGACAGUCACCUCUACCAUUGACUCUUACACUCCAGACAAUGACAUCCAUCUGAUAUGCAAGACCACCUGCAAGACAAUCAAGGCCAACACACUAAGGCUGACGUCAAACUGCUAUGUAGCCCGGUGAUAUCAAAUGGCGGUGUUGAGAUAUUGCUCCACUCUCAAACCUCUGGAAAUCCAAACUAGAGAAUUGGCUACACGUAGGGAUACAACAUGAUCCGAUGAGCCGCACUCCCUCAAGCUCUGGUCAUCCAGGAGUCCGCUCUAAAAACCGCCACCUCAUUUAGUUGAAGUGGCAGUCAUCCUCAUCAUGCAGGGGAAGUACAUGCAUAUCCCUCCCGCGUCACAUCGUCUAUAUGCUGGAGAGUUGGUGUACCGAAUUCCAGCUGCAUCAGUGCUGACGGGCAAGCUGAUGAAAAUGCUAUAAGUAUCUUGGUUUUCAGUGGCAGCUUCUCCUCCAUGAAAGGUCCAAUCCACAACUCUCUUUUGAUAUCAAACCACAUUCAUCAGUGAUUAGCAACCCAACAAACUCUGUCAAUAUGCUGUUUUCCUCAGCCGUGAUCAAGUAUGCCGCCCUUCUUAUUACCACCGGUGCCGUUGCACUGCCGGCGACCAUCCCGGGGUUUGAGGCUGGGGUCCGCACUAUUUGCUUCGAUGAAACUCCCAACAUGCAUUGCUACUCAGGAGAGAACGACAUCCCCCAGGAUGUCGACCCAAAGGAUGUCAGCUUCAUAGCAAGCUAUCUUCGCGCCUAUGGUCGACAGACUAGAAUUGGUAGAUUGUUCACCAUGAAGGCGGCCGAUGCGCCUGACUGUGGAGAAUGGAUUCUGUAUGCGCGUGGCACAGCAGCAGCUUACGCCAAAAAGACCAACCUGACAUACGACUCCUCGGUCCUCUUUUCCGAUAUUGCAGACACCAUCGAUGGUGGUAAGAAGCCGGAGGCUGACAGCAUCCUCAAGUGUCAAGCGGAUGGCGGUUCCUUUAGUACGCAGAUUGCAGAUGUAGCUGCUCCGGCCUACAUGACUCAGGAAUAUAUUGAUGCAGGCUUCAAGCCUGACGGUAUUCUCAUAAAGAUCGUAUCGAACAGACAGGUUUAGCUUGCGAAAGCAAACAUUAACGGGAUUUCCCUUAUGGAUGUAUGGCAUUGACAACAAGAUUCAGGUUCCUUCGAUGAGUGGUUUUAUUGAAGUUAUUACUCUAGAGACCGAAGCCAUAAUAUUAUUUCAUUUUCGCUCCAUAGAGGGGUGGAAAUAUCUGAUAAGAUUUAGUUAAAAUUGUGCCUGUUCAGUAAUAUAACUGCGAUGAGAAAGGCUUCAAUAAUACGUCACUUGCAGUGGAAAGCUGAAGAAACUAGUAAUGAUGAUAUAACGAGAUUGCUAACUAGCUCCAGAGCUUCGCUCUGCUUAUCGUUGCAGUGUCCUAAUGCACUGUACCCUCUAUUAUGGUGGUCAGAGAGGAUACCCCAGUUAACGUAAUUAAGGGGGUGGUUACUAUGGGUAGGCUACCAUUCAUAAAUAAAUUUCACGGUAUAGAUUUAUUAGUAGUAUAUUUUAUAUAUCAAAAGUAC